CCCAGUCCAGCCCACGGUGCACCCAGAAUCCCCCAAACCCACCUAGCUCUCCUUCCUUUCCGUUCUUCUAUCGCUUUCCCUCGAAUGGAAGCUGCGCCACGCCCGCGGCAGCAGGAACAGCACCACCGGCGGGGCCGGCAUCCCUAAAUGCGCCGCCCUCUCGCCGCCGCCGCCGCCCUCCGCCUCCGCCUCCUCUCAUCCUCGUCCCGCCCCCUCGUCCCCUCGCCCUUUCCACUCCACCACCUCCUCCGCCGCGACGACGACCGCGAGGAUCGACACCCAACGCCCCCGCCUCCGCCAUUCUCGCCCCGCCCGCUCCUCGGCUCCGCAUCCGGUGCCCCCGGCCUCCUUGGCCUCCGCGGGUGGCGGACGUUACCCCCGGCAGCGUCACCGCCACGAAGCACCGUCGCGGACGCGCCCCCUGUCCUGCUCACCAUCUCCCGCAGUUAUUCUUUGCGUGUCGCCAAGACCAAGAAGCAGACACACUUCGACGAUGAGCACAGCCAUCGAGCGGUUAACACGGCACUUUGGUGUAAUUUCCUUGUCUUCACGCUGAAGUUUGGUGUGUGGUUUUCAACAUCUAGUCAUGUUAUGCUAGCUGAGCUAGUACAUUCGGUGGCAGACUUUGCUAACCAGGCUCUUCUUGCAUAUGGUCUGAGAAGUUCAAGACGUGCUCCAGAUGCUCUACACCCCUAUGGUUAUUCAAAAGAAAGAUUUGUAUGGUCUUUGAUAUCCGCAGUUGGAAUAUUUUGCUUGGGUUCAGGUGCUACUAUUGUGAAUGGAGUUCAGAACUUGUGGAGUUCUCAACCUCCCGAGAACAUUCACUAUGCUGCAUUAGUGAUUGGUGGGUCGAUCCUAAUUGAAGGUGCUUCACUUCUUGUUGCUAUAAAGGCUGUUAAGAAAGGUGCAGCAGCAGAAGGAAUGAGUAUCAGAGACUACAUCUGGCGUGGUCAUGAUCCAACUUCAGUUGCUGUUAUGACUGAAGAUGGUGCUGCUGUUACAGGUCUUGCUAUUGCAGCAGCAUCUUUGGUGGCUGUUCAAAUGACAGGAAACCCCAUCUAUGAUCCAAUUGGUUCCAUCAUUGUUGGUAACUUACUUGGAAUGGUUGCGAUUUUUCUCAUCCAGAGGAACAGGCAUGCUUUAAUUGGUAGGGCCAUUGAUGAUCAUGACAUGCAGCGAGUUCUUGAAUUUCUGAAAUCUGAUCCGGUUGUAGAUUCUCUUUAUGAUUGCAAAAGUGAGGUGAUUGGGCCAGGGUUCUUUAGAUUCAAAGCAGAAAUUGAUUUCAAUGGAGUAGUCUUGGUGCAAAAUUAUCUUGAAAGGACUGGACGUGGAGUAUGGGCAAAACAGUUCCGGGAGGCCUCGUUGAGUAAGGAUGAUGCGGAGCUACGAAGGGUUAUGGCCGAGUAUGGUGAGGGUGUGGUGGAUGCUCUGGGAUAUGAAGUGGAUCGGCUGGAGUCAGAGAUACAGAAGAUUGUGCCGGGAAUCAGACAUGUUGACAUCGAGGCGCACAACCCAGACGGUCUUUCAGUUUAGAGUAGCAUUUUUUGUACAUUUUUAUGGAUAUAUUCGGUUGAUUGAUCACGCUUGCUGAUCAACGCCAAUCUGAUUUGUUCUAUGACCUCUUGAUACUUUUUACCCCUCAGUAAUUCAGGCCAUUGUCUCCCAUGUAAGAACGAGAUGCCCUACAGAAAGUCAGUGGGCACAUAAUCUUGGUGCUCACGUGUUGAAUA
Messenger RNA from Triticum urartu, 1730 nucleotides. Its product is annotated as Cation efflux family protein. Gene Ontology annotation, biological process: zinc ion transport; intracellular zinc ion homeostasis; transmembrane transport. Gene Ontology annotation, cellular component: endoplasmic reticulum; membrane. NCBI's taxonomy places the organism in Eukaryota, Viridiplantae, Streptophyta, Magnoliopsida, Poales, Poaceae. Gene Ontology annotation, molecular function: monoatomic cation transmembrane transporter activity. The record is from RefSeq and is a predicted model, not a curated record.